Cryptococcus amylolentus CBS 6039 is the source of this 1617-nucleotide messenger RNA. RefSeq lists its product as hypothetical. NCBI's taxonomy places the organism in Eukaryota, Fungi, Basidiomycota, Tremellomycetes, Tremellales, Cryptococcaceae. The coding region runs from base 391 to 1617 and encodes 408 amino acids. The transcript is spliced from 3 exons. The record is from RefSeq and is a predicted model, not a curated record.
CGCGAUCGAAUUCAGCCCCGGCACUCCCCGGUGACAGCACCGAAACAAUUUUGCAGCCUCUUUCAGAUCACUUACGAUCACCUCCUUUGUGCCUCCCCUUGGGGCUGAGGGUUGACUGUGUUUGACUGUACUCGCGACGUGCUCGGAUCAAGAUUCCCUCUCCACACUCUCCCACCCACUCACCUAUUUCGGAAAGAUUUGGAAGGAGGGCGGAUGACUGUAGUUGACUGGACGGACUGCCAGACGCAUUGAACGUUUUGAAAGCAACUUUCAUCUCCAGCACUUUAGCCGCUCUCUCUUCCACCUCUUCACACCCCCUUCCACACCCCCAAAAGAAGGACGACUCCUUCACCCAAAAGCUUCACGCACUAGAAAGAAGCCCCAAUAACGAUGAACGACGAACACAACCACCCUUCCCUCUGCUGGAUGCUUUUAGCCCCUCUAUGUACAUGCUUUGUCCGGUCCGACGACCCCGAACGAGAGCCUCUCUUCCCACCUCCUACGACAAUCCUCACCCAGCCGUCCGCUCAACCCAAUCCCCGAGCUCGUCCGAAGCUCCCAAACCUCCUCUCAUUCACAACAUCCUCCCGCUCUCGUUCUCGCUCCACCAGCCAGCACCCAUCUGUCGACUCUUCUCCCGUCCGUACGACGGGCCCCUUGUCAGGCGGCUUUGGCUCCGAGAGAGAGGGGACGGAGAGCUCGAGGAAGAGAGAAGAGGCUGGUAGGAAGAUGGAUAGUAUAUCGAAAGCUUUUGCUGGACGGAUGCAGCCCCUCGAACCAUCCCUCCCCUCCACGCCCAGCACAGCCCGCGGCCUCCGCCCACUCUCCUCCGCCCUCUCCCUCUCUCAACAGCUUCGUCAACCCCCAUCCCCCCUCUCUCCCCUCUCCCCACGGCCGACCCACCCCACGAGAUCCCAAAAUACAUCCGUCCCCAACAACAGACCAUCCCCAUACGAGCCUUCCCCUUACGGUGCCACGAUACCUCACCGACCUAGCGCGCCAAAUCUAGGGAGGAGCAUUAGUGAGCCGCGGUACCUUGCCGAUUUGGCCGCGACCGUCAAAGUCGACUUUGCCGAGACGCAGAUCCCGAAAUACGGGCGGCUUAUCGUCGAUCGUCUGUCUCGUGCGGGGGUGGACCCUUCUUCGUUGCCUCGUGGUGACAGGCCUUUCGGGAAGGGGAAGGGAAGGAUGAGGAGCGCGACCACGGUGGAGAGGCUCACCUCGCCUUGGGAAGCGUCGAGAGGCAGGGAUAGGGAACCGAGCAUGCCUACUAUGGUCAGAGAACCUUCUUUUGGUGGAUCCAACCCGUCUCCUACAAAGACGCACCACUCUGGCGCGUCUUUGGGCACCAGGAGCAAGAGGGCUGGGGGCGAACGAUCGCUUGGGGAGCGAUCGCUUUCGAGAGAUGAUUCUCUCAACCUUUCGCUGGAAUCUCGAUCUCGUCAGGCAUCGCCGGUAACUUCUGCGCGGGACCAUCCCGAGGGCGAAGAGUACUUUCCCGAGGGCGGGGAAGAGGGAGAGGGUGUGGUGAGGAGGGACCUGGGAUUGAGCGUCUUGUCACAGAAACAGCAAAAGAGGCGGCCCAAGAGUAAAGGAAAGAAGAGGGUUAGCAGUUAG